AUGGAUGAAAGAAAUUUGGCACUCUAUGGUCUUGCUAACGGCUACAUUCGCCAGUUGAGAAAGUAUCCUGUGGUAUUAAUAGAAAAAUAUGUUGAAAAAAAAUAUAUGGGGAACUACUAUAAUGGCCUAAACUCACUCAAUAUAAUUAGCUGUUUUACAAACUCAGAUGUAUUUCAUUCGGAUGAAGAAAUUGAAAGGGAUAUAAGAAUAUAA
Messenger RNA from Macrosiphum euphorbiae (potato aphid), 213 nucleotides. NCBI's taxonomy places the organism in Eukaryota, Metazoa, Arthropoda, Insecta, Hemiptera, Aphididae. The record is from the annotation of a GenBank genome assembly.